GGAAGGUGAGAGUGGGGAUCAGUGCCCAGCUCUGGGCACAUCUCUCCGCCUCCUUUUCUAACCUCCCCCCGCCCCCUUCUUCCGGGGGAAGCUGCUGUUGUAUAACCCUGUUUUAUAACAGGCGGCUGGAGAGCAUCUGAGAUUGACUGCACCUUUCCUCAAGUUACAGGAGGCGCGAACAUGGCCAAAAGGAAAGGGUCAAAAACCCAAAGCUCAACCCAGGCUACCUGCAAAAGAUUGAAGAAGGACUGCAGCAGAACUAAACCUGUCAGAGAGGGCCCAGUGAAGUGUGCAAAGCAGCUGCCUCCUGAUGACAGCCAGGAUUUUGAACCUGAAAAGCCUCUGGCAAAGCCUAAACGUUGUGGAAGGGGCACAGCAAAGGCGGACGCCAGCCUGAGCCCUCAGGGGAAGAGCGCCAGAGGAAAGAAACUGCCGAAAACCAGAGAGAGAAAAAAAUGCCCUUCAGUCAAAGAAGAAGGCAGUAAAGAGAUACAACGUGCUUCAGCUACCACUGGGAGGUCGAUGGAUGCAGCAAAACAGCAGAAAGAAACUAGCUCCCAGGAAGAUGACAGUACAGAGGAUAGUGAAGAUGAGUGGGAGGAAGUGGAAGAGCUCCAGACCUCUAUGCCAGAAGAACCAUCUGCCACUCCAUUUCCUGAAUCCACCAUCCCUGCAAAACCACUCGAGAUUGAAAUCGAAAGCCCAGCAUAUGCCAAGAAGAAAGAGAGAAGAGAGAAGAGAGAGCUACAGUUUGAGGACUAUCUGCGUCGAAUGAUAAACCGUUUUACUCGGAACCUACGCAUUGACAUUCACAAGGUGCACCUUCUGUGUUUGCUGGCCAACGGUAUGUUCCGGAAUAGGAUGUGUAAUGAGCCGGAGCUUCGGGCCUUGGCACUGUCCCUGGUACCUGCCGAACUUGCCAACGUGCCAGCUGGUUGUGUGCAGAUUGCAUACAUCUCUAAACUGCUCAAGUGGUUUGUAUCAUCAUUUGAGAUUGACACUUCUCUCCCCAACAAUGCAGCAGACUCUCUUCUCAUGGUGCUGAAGAGGAGAUUCAGCAGCCGUUCCGCAAGGAGUGAGCAAGAAAUGGUUCAUUUGUUUUUAAUCACCCUUCGAACUCUCCCCUUGGCAUCACGCCUUGUGACUUCACUGCAGCCUGUUCCAUUUAAAGAAGAUUCAAAAGCGAAGAACGUGAGGGACAGCAAAUCUAAAGAUAAUUCCCGAAAAACUGGUAAUUCAGCACCAGACACUAAACAAGAGUCUGUGCCUGAGAAAGGAGCAAAUGGGGGUGUUGUAGUUAAACUGGAGAGGGAGCAAGAUGGUGCAGUGAAGAUGUGCACUGAGAGAGAAGACAAGGCUCACGCUGCAUCUAAAAGGAACCCAGCAGAACAUGCAAAAGGGAGGGGAACUGCUAGAAGGAGAACUAAAAAUGUCAAAAAUCUUGAUAGAGGUUCUGCUGAAUCUGGAUUUGAGGAUGAGGAGUACCCACUAUCCAAAACAUCUGUCUCUCCAUGGCCAAAGAAUGACCGCCGACGGAGAGUGGCUUCAAAAGUAUGUUACAAGGAACAGGACUCUGAAGGAGAUGAUGGUAGCGAUUCUGAUUUUGAUGUUGGCGAUGGUUCUGAUUCUAACAGUAGUUCAGAUAGAGAUAAAAGGAGAAAGCGAAUCUCUUCACAAAUGAAGUCUCCCCAAGGUAAGCAAACAGUUGUGUCUUCAGUUUUCAAGACUCCAAAGUGUGAGGACAGUGAGGAAGAUGAUUUUGAGAAUAUUCCAGCGAAAACUAAACCCAGUAAGAGGUCUUCAAAAUGCAACAAAACCGAACGCAGCAGCAAAGGUGAAAGAAUGAUUAGUAAGGUGUCUCUAAAUUCAAAAGGCUCAGAUCAAUGGAUUGAGGUUUAUGUAGAGGCAGAGAAGAAGUGGGUAGCAGUUGACUGUAUACGCAACACUGUAAACCAACCGGAACUCUGCGCUAAACUUGCUUCCAAACCACUCUCCUACAUUGUCAGCUUUGACACUGAGGGUUGUGUGAGAGACGUCACCCAGAGGUAUGAUGUAGCUUGGAUGACCACAACAAGGAAACACCGUGUUGACUCGGCCUGGUGGGACCAGACUUUGGCAGCCUACAAAAGCAGCUGUACAGAGCGUGAGAGAAAUGAAGACCAGGAGAUGCAAGCCAAGAUGCUCAGCCAACCGUUGCCCAUGUCUGUAGCCGAGUAUAAACACCACCCUCUCUACGUCCUGAAAAGACAUCUGCUGAAAUAUGAGAUCCUCUAUCCUCCAACAGCAGCAAUCUUGGGCUACUGCAAGACAGAGGCCGUGUAUUCAAGAGACUGCGUGCACACACUUCAUUCCAAGGACAUCUGGCUGAAGGAAGCCCGUGUGGUGAGAGAUGGAGAGGUCCCCUGUAAGAUGGUGAAAAGCCAAUCAAAUCGAGCACGGAAAGCCCGAUCGGCCAAUUGGGAAGAUCGAGACAAGGACGAUCUUGGACUUUUUGGCUACUGGCAAACGGAGCCCUUUUCUCCACCAAGUGCUGUCAAUGGGAAGGUCCCCCGCAAUGAUUUUGGAAAUGUCUAUCUCUUCAAGCCCUGUAUGCUUCCCAGAGGCUGCAAGCACCUGAGGGUUCCCAACAUCAACCGAGUGGCUCGGAAACUGAACAUCGACUGUGCAGGGGCAGUCGUUGGAUUUGAUUUCCACUCGGGUCAUUCACAUCCUGUUAUUGACGGGUACAUUGUGUGUGAAGAGCAUGUUGAGAUCUUGUUGGCGGCUUGUCAGGAAGAAGAGGCAGAAAUGGAGAGAAAAGAACAAAAGAAGCGAGAGCAGCGUGUAAUGGGUAACUGGAAGCUGUUGGUGAAAGGCUUACUGAUCAGGGAAAAACUGAAAGCUCGAUACAAUGUCAAGGAUGACUCAGCUCAGGACGUGGGGGGAGACAGCUCAGUUGAGGGGAAAGCUCGCAGUGACGCCACCCCAGUCACUGAUAUAACCUCUUCAUGGCCUUUGAAUCGGCAGGAGGAGGCCGUGAAGGUGACGGCGAAGGCGAAGAGCCGGAAACAGAAGAAAGGAGACGAUAAGCACCUCUUCCCAUUUGAGAAGCUGUAACAGCGAGUGGGGGCUGCCCACAUCACGGUCUGAGAGGCAGGAACCUCUUGUCUCACCUCUAGCAACAGAAUGGGGGUUCAACCCCCGACACCUUCGGGGGCCAGGCUGCCCUGGAGACUGCUCGGGGAACCCUGUAGCUAGAUUAUCGCAAAACAAACACACUCUGCCUUAUUGCUUUUAGUUACAGUUUGCAUAGAUUAGACAGACAACCCAUAAGGAGCUGGGAGCCUGGAGGGAUUGUGGAGGAGAGGGGUGUGGCAGAGGCGAUGGGUCUGUGGCGGUGGAGGGUGGGCUUCAAUCCAGUUGGUCAAGGUGCCAGCACAGCUCAGAGCCCCCAGCAAAGUCAUUAACCAGAUGGUAACUGGAUGACCAGGGAACCCCUUUUCCACCGACAAGCUACAAAGCCCAAGAGGACAAACCAUAUUCCAGUUACAAAAGCAGAAAUUACUGGGAAAACUCAGCAGGUCUCGCAUUGUAUUCCACUGUCUUCCUUUGUGUGCACAUCCAGAAUGUGACUUACCAUCAAGGACCAGGUUCUGUUCAUCCUUCUGAAUGUGCAUGGAAAUGGACGAGUGAUGAGGGUUGGCUGUUUUCAAAAGGGGCACUGGGAACUGAAAUGAAGGCUGGGUUAUUGAUGCAGCUGGGAACGCGCCGGUUUGAAUUUUCUACCCCUGGACAGCUGGGCCUUGGAGUGUGGUUGCCUUUCAGAGGGAUAGUAGGGGAGAGUCUAGCUGAUCUCUGGAUGGUGACAGAAUGGACUGCAAAGAGUAUUCAGUGUGCAACACCAAGCAGCUCCUCGGGGCUUCACCAAUCACUCAUCUGUGCUGAGUGGUACUCACUUGCACAUGUUCACACAUGUUUCUGAGUGUGCCUGAUGGAGCUGGGUGACAUUAGAAGUUUGCAGCUGCUAAAAUUGAAGAGUAAUGUCUGAUAGCGGAGAGGGUGUUAGCAGAGAGCUGAGUGUUAAAAGGAAAAAUAUCGAAACAAAGAGAACCAACAAAAAGUGAGAGUAUCAUUUACUUUCCCAAUCAGCAGAUUUUUUAAUGUCUCUAUUCAAUCACUGUCCAAUGACUACGUGUGUAUCUUCUCCCUAAGGCCCAUGAUCCUGCUCAUUGUCAGAGUUCUCAUACCUCUCCACUAACGUAGCUUGUUGACAGUCAGAUUUUUUAAUGUUUUGGCAUUGCACACUGACAGGAUAUUCCACUGCAGUUAGCUUCACAGCCUAACCCUUGAUCCUGUUCUCGGCCCAAACGUACAAGUGAACCCUCUUCAAACACAUGAUUGUUUGGCAACAGUUCCAACUGUCCGUCCUGUCUUCCCCACCAUGUCCUUACCCUCUGCCUGUGGCAGGAGGUAAAGACAACCCAGACAGAGUUACAGUAACUGAGCAAGGAUCUGCAGUGGAUCUGAUGCUUGCAUGAAAGUGAUUUUCAGUUCAAAACAAAGAUCUCCCUUCGCAGCUCCCACCUGCAAAAAAAAAACAGGCUCUGAAACUGUUUAAGAACUAUCCAAUCCGGUUUGUGAUCUGUGUAUAUUCUGUACUAUUGACUUUUGUACCUUCUUUGUGGAAAAUAAAGUGCUGAUUUGUAAUAAAA
Messenger RNA from Stegostoma tigrinum, 4691 nucleotides. It is a transcript of the gene xpc, whose product is annotated as xeroderma pigmentosum, complementation group C. Gene Ontology annotation, cellular component: XPC complex; nucleotide-excision repair factor 2 complex; nucleus. The coding region runs from base 181 to 3096 and encodes 971 amino acids. The transcript is spliced from 16 exons. Gene Ontology annotation, molecular function: damaged DNA binding; single-stranded DNA binding. Gene Ontology annotation, biological process: nucleotide-excision repair; mismatch repair. The record is from RefSeq and is a predicted model, not a curated record. Lineage: Eukaryota; Metazoa; Chordata; Chondrichthyes; Orectolobiformes; Stegostomatidae.